Orycteropus afer afer is the source of this 1485-nucleotide messenger RNA. It is a transcript of the gene GTF2E2, whose product is annotated as general transcription factor IIE subunit 2. Lineage: Eukaryota; Metazoa; Chordata; Mammalia; Tubulidentata; Orycteropodidae. Gene Ontology annotation, cellular component: transcription factor TFIIE complex. Gene Ontology annotation, biological process: transcription initiation at RNA polymerase II promoter. The record is from RefSeq and is a predicted model, not a curated record.
CGCCACCUCAGCCGCAGUUGCCAGUGCCUAGACCCCGACCUGGCGGGUCUGCGCUAGGCGGGCGUGCGGGCAGGCGGGGGCGCUGACGAGGAGCAGGAAGGGGCAGCUGCUUGUGCUUGGGCGGCUUGCUUAGGCGGAGGCGCAGGGGGGCGGCGGGUCGCGUGGGGCCGCUCUCCUCGAACAGCAUUAUGGAUCCAAGCCUGCUGAGAGAACGGGAGCUGUUCAAAAAACGAGCUCUUUCCACUCCUGUAGUAGAGAAACGUUCAGUGUCUUCUGAGUCUUCCUCUUCCUCCUCAUUAUCAAAGAAGAAAAAAGCAAAGUUAGAUCAUGGAGGGUCAUCAGGCACCAAACAAAAUUCUGAUCACAGUAAUGGAUCAUUUAACUUGAAAGCUCUCUCAGGAAGUGCUGGAUAUAAGUUUGGAGUUCUUGCUAAGAUUGUGAAUUAUAUGAAGACACGGCACCAGCAAGGAGAUACACAUCCUCUAACUUUAGAAGAAAUUUUGGAUGAAACUCAACAUUUAGAUAUUGGGCUUAAGCAGAAACAAUGGCUAAUGACCGAGGCCUUAGCGAACAAUCCCAAAAUUGAAGUAAUAGAUGGAAAAUAUGCCUUCAAGCCCAAGUACAACUUGAAAGAUAAGAAGGCCCUACUUAGGCUCUUAGAUAAGCAUGAUCAGCGAGGCUUGGGAGGGAUACUUUUAGAAGACAUAGAGGAAGGACUGCCAAAUUCCCAGAAAGCUGUCAAGGCUUUAGGGGACCAGAUACUGUUUGUAAAUCGUCCUGAUAAGAAGAAAAUUCUUUUUUUCAAUGAUAAGAGCUGUCAGUUUUCUGUGGAUGAAGAGUUUCAGAAGCUUUGGAGGAGUGUCACUGUGGAUUCAAUGGAUGAGGAGAAAAUUGAAGAGUAUCUAAAACGACAGGGUAUUUCUUCCAUGCAGGAAUCUGGACCAAAGAAAGUGGCCCCUAUUCAGAGAAGGAAAAAGCCUGCCUCACAGAAAAAGCGGAGAUUUAAGACUCAUAAUGAACACUUGGCUGGAGUGCUGAAGGAUUACUCUGAUAUUGCUCCCGGCAAAUAGUGAACUGUGUGUCCUUGAACAAAAAGCCACAAAUCCAGAGUCAAGGUCUUUCUUGUUGCUGCUUGGAAUCUGAAGACUGCCUCUCUUCCCUUCCUGCUUCUUAGGACUGAGAAGAGCAGAUCAGGUUCCAGCGCAAGUGCAAACUACCAAACUCAAAGCUUAUUUAACCGAAUAGGCUAUUGAGAAAUGUGACUUGGUGUGACUUUCACUGUUAACCUUCUGUUACUUCUUGGGAGAAGGCACUUAGCAUGGCAUGCAAGUGUCUUUGAUAUUUAACUCUGCUUCUGAAUGGUUCCUGGUUCCAUUUUCCUCUUUUAUUACUUUAGAGCAAGUUUGCAGAUAGUCUUGAAUGCAAUAUUUGUUUAUUCCAAAAGAACAUAUUUAUAAUAAAAUCAUUGUAGAAGGAUUUGAAAGA